Messenger RNA from Photinus pyralis (common eastern firefly), 534 nucleotides. Its product is annotated as general odorant-binding protein 99b-like. NCBI's taxonomy places the organism in Eukaryota, Metazoa, Arthropoda, Insecta, Coleoptera, Lampyridae. The coding region runs from base 5 to 403 and encodes 132 amino acids. Gene Ontology annotation, molecular function: odorant binding. The transcript is spliced from 2 exons. The record is from RefSeq and is a predicted model, not a curated record.
UACAAUGAGGUUCAUUAUUUUUCUACUGUACAUUUUUAUAGUGAAAUCUCAUUCGCAGAGGAUUCCAGAAGACAUUCAAGUGGCUUGGAAAAUCAUCACGAAACCUUAUCACAAUGCGUGUGUGAUGGAAUCACACAUCGAUCCGUAUCUAGCGGAAAACUGGGUGCGUGAUUUUCACAUGCCAGACACGCCAGCGUUCGGGUGCUUUAUAAAGUGUCUUUAUCUAAAUCUGAAUUUUAUGAAGCCAGAUGGAGCCUUCGAUGUACACGAAAUGGUAGAUGUAGCUCAUUAUAUGACCCAUGAUUUGGCGCGAAUAUGUUUGAAGGACAUAGACGUUGAGAAGAAUCACUGCAAAAGAUCAUAUAAGUUGGGCACAUGCAUCGUGAAUUCAUUAGUCGUAUAGCUAGAUGGUGAACACGUAAAGUUAUUACAAUUACAAUCUUUAAUAUUUGUUUAUAUGGCUCGGGCAAACGUCAGAUAAGCCACAAUUAUGUCCACACAUAGGUAUGACUUAUUUUUGGUUACUUAUUAACA